Molecule: messenger RNA, 2845 nt
Organism: Ictalurus punctatus (channel catfish)
Lineage: Eukaryota; Metazoa; Chordata; Actinopteri; Siluriformes; Ictaluridae
Gene: mfsd2b
Product: MFSD2 lysolipid transporter B, sphingolipid
Exons: 15
Coding region: 98-1852 (584 amino acids)
Biological process (GO): carbohydrate transport
Cellular component (GO): membrane
Molecular function (GO): sphingolipid intramembrane carrier activity; symporter activity
Source: RefSeq, a predicted model, not a curated record
CAUGUCCGCGAAUAUCGAACUUUAUGCCAGUGGACAUUUAUACUGUAUGCAUUAGUUAAUGUCGAAAGAGUGUUAAAUUUUCUUAUUCCAUUGGCAGAUGAUUUUGCUUCUUUCUAGAAAUACAUGCUUAAAAUUAGCAAAAUUAUCUGCCAAUAGACCAGGACUAUUUCAAGCUUGGAAUGAGUACAGAAAAUGUGCAGGAGGAAAAUGUGAAUACAGCCAAUGCCACACUGUUGUCUCUCAGCCUGUCACUCUCAUAGUCAUGGCUAAAGGGAGGAAGACACCAGCUGGAUCAGGUGACAAGACAAUAAUGAAGCAUCCCAAGCCCGUUUUCACCAAGGUCUCUACACAGGCUCAUCUGGAACAGAAGCUCUCUGUGUGUAGCAAACUGUGUUUCGCUAUUGGAGGGGCACCUAAUCAAGUUGCAGGGAGUGCAACUGCUUUUUUCUUACAGAUAUUUCUGCUGGACAUCGCGCAGAUAAACCCAUUUCAGGCCUCCCUGGUGCUGUUCAUUGGGAAAGCUUGGGGUGCUGUUACUGAUCCUGUUGUGGGAUUCUUCAUCACUAAAAGCAGAUGGACAAAAAUUGGCCGACUCAUGCCAUGGAUGGUUGGCUGCACACCAUUUACCAUUGUGUCCUACUUCUACUUGUGGUUUGUUCCCCCUUUCACCAAUCAAAGGUACAUGUGGUAUCUGGGAUUCUACUGCCUCUACCAAACUCUCAUCACAUGUUUCCAUGUGCCUUACUCAGCAAUGACCAUGUUUCUGAGCACAGACCAGCAGGAAAGAGACUCAGCUACAGCAUACCGUAUGACCCUGGAGGUGUUGGGGACAUUGGUUGGUGCAGCCAUCCAGGGACAGAUUGUUGCGAGUGCUCAUACACUAAAACACUGCCCCCAUAAUAACAUGUCAGUCGGGCACCUGGGAAACGGCAGUGGAACGGAGGUCAUCAGAAGCCUGGCGCUGUCACAGGACUUCCUGUCACAUGCAAAAGAAGUGUACAUGGUUGCUGCAGGGGUGAUCGGGGCAAUCUUUCUUAUCUGUACAGUUGUGAUGUUCCUGGGAGUCAAAGAGACAGAUGACCCUUAUGGACUAAAGACGGAGAAACCCAUUCCUUUCCAUAAGGGCUUUGUGCUGGUGAUGAGACAUGGGCCAUAUCUCUCCCUCACAGCAGCUUUCCUCUUCAUAUCCGUGGCCAUCCAGCUGAUCCAGAGUAACUUUGUGUUGUUCUGCACAUAUGCAGUGGAUCUCCGGGAUCACUUUCAAAAUAUAGUGCUAGCGAUUCUGAUGUCUGCAGCCUUGAGCAUCCCUUUCUGGCAGUGGUUCCUCCAGAGGUUUGGCAAGAAGACAGCAGCGUUCUGUGGAAUUACGUGGAUCAUGCCCUUCACUGUGAUGCUGGCAUUCGUUCCAAACUUGAUGGUGGCUUAUGUGGUGGCUGUGUCUUCUGGACUGAGUGUAGCUGCAUCACAACUUUUACCCUGGUCAAUGUUGCCAGACGUAGUGGAUGACUUCAGACUGGCAAACCGCAACUCGAAGGGCCAUGAGGCGAUCUUCUACUCCUUCUAUGUUUUCUUCACCAAGUUUGCAACAGGGAUCUCUCUGGGAGUGUCCACGCUCUGUUUAGAAUUUGCAGGCUAUGACACAGGGGCAUGUAGGCAGCCCAGUGCAGUAGUAUACACUCUGAAACUCCUGAUUGGCAUGGCACCAGUGGCAUUUAUCAUCACAGGCCUUGUCAUCCUCCUGCUGUACCCCAUCAGUGAAGAUGUGAGACAGCGGAACAAACUGGCCCUGGAGGAUCUCAGAAACCAGACUAUAAACUGCAGCUGCCUCAGAGAAGACCUGAACAGUGCAUAAGCCCUUUCACAUCACAGAUUCAAAUUCCAGCUUGGCCCUGGGAUGAGAUGUGUUAGUGUACAUUACACUGUGUUAAAUAUAAGAAAGUUAACGUUUCAUUUUUUCUCUGUAUUUUUAAACGAUAUAAUAAUCCGCACUGCAUAUAAACAGUAUGUACGUAAUUUAUAUGAAUGAAUGUAUGUUUCUUUCUCUUUUUAUGCUGUUACAAAUGGAUAUUAUUUAACUAUUUGAGUUCAACCUAAUUGAAAGCAAUAUCAUGGUGCUGUUAACAUGGAUUUGCCAAUGUUACUCGAAAAUGCUAUAUUAUAAAACAUUAUAGUACACUUUUAGUACAAUAUACCUCAAGGUCAGAUAAUAAAAUAAUAAAUAAUCUGAUUUAAAAGGACCUCAUAUUUAAUUCACAGUACUUUUGUUCGAAGGAGGUGAUAGUUCACGGGACAUAUUUGGAGUCUUCAAUACUAAAAGUAAACAUUUACAGUAUAUACAACUGUAAUUGUAACCCAAGCCAAAACUAUUAGAUACUUUGAAAGUUACAAUGAAAGAUACUCUGGCCAGUAACGUCUGUCCUCACAACACAGUCUUACUUGCCAAAAUGAUCUCAGUUGAAAAGUUAAGUUUAUGGUGAGGGGCACAGAAUUUACACAGUGUGUAAAUAUAAAAUUGUUGUUUGACUUAUUGCUUCGAGUUCAAUAACCUGAAAAUCUGGAAAGCUCCAUGAGCUUUGCAGUAACUCCUCUGGUUUGUUUUCUAGAACGUUUCAGAAAUAUAUCAAGAUAUUUGAAGAUUUUAUCACAUAAACAAAACUACUAAGGUGAACAGAGAACUAACUAUUUAAUUCUCACUCAUUAGAAUUCAUAUAAAUGUGGCAUCAGAGAUGUGCUAUGAAAAGAAAUCAUUACAAUUUUAAACAAUGUUUUUUGUCAACAAUCUCUUUUGACCUGAGAUGCAUGACAGGUGUUUACACCAACAAUAAACAUUAAACCAUAAAAAGCA